UAGAACUUUGUCCAUAACCCUUUAGCUCAUCUCUUAUCCUCUCUUUAGUUUUAAUUUACUCACCAAUGGCUUCACUUCCACUUGUCUUCUUCUUUUUAAGCUGUUUCUUCUAUUCUACUUUCGCUGAUUAUGGAGGAUGGCAAACUGCUCAUGCCACUUUCUAUGGAGGGGGUGAUGCCUCUGGCACAAUGGGGGGUGCUUGUGGAUAUGGAAAUUUGUAUGGCCAAGGGUAUGGAAGUAACACUGCAGCACUAAGUACAGCAUUAUUCAACAAUGGUUUAACUUGUGGUGCUUGUUAUGAGCUUAUGUGCAACAAUGAAGCUCAAUGGUGUCUACAAGGGACUAUUACAGUGACUGCAACAAAUUUUUGCCCUCCAAACCCAUCCUUACCUAACAACAAUGGUGGUUGGUGCAACCCUCCUCUCCAACACUUUGAUUUAGCACAGCCUGCUUUCUUACAAAUUGCUAAAUACAAAGCCGGUAUCGUCCCUGUAUCUUUCAGAAGGGUGCCCUGUAUGAGAAAGGGUGGAAUAAGGUUUACAAUAAAUGGACACUCUUUCUUCAACUUAGUUUUGGUAACAAAUGUUGGUGGUGCUGGUGAUGUUCAAUCAGUUUCAAUUAAAGGGUCCAACACUGGAUGGCAAGCAAUGUCAAGGAAUUGGGGCCAAAACUGGCAGAGUAAUUCCAAUCUCAAUGGCCAAACUCUUUCAUUUCAAGUCACUACAAGUGAUGGAAGGACUCUAAUUAGCAACAAUGCUGUACCAGCUAACUGGCAAUUUGGACAAACUUUUGAAGGAGCUCAAUUUUAAUUAAAUUACUUUCACAAGAAGAAAAAGAAAAAAAAUUGAGGGGUUUUCAAUUUGUAAUUUGUAUAUGGCAUGAAAGGGUGAGUAGGUUUGGUGAGAAAGCUCCUCAUGGUGGGAGUUUGGCUCUAUUGCUGUGGUGGCUGGGUUGCACCCGCUUAGGCCUAUUUAGUAUAUAUGCUUCCAUCUUUUUAGAGAUAUUUGAUUAGUGGCCUUUUAUGGAUUUGAAGGUCACUUGAAUAUCACAUAGAUUUAGUCCCUAAUUCAUUGUGUAAGCAGAAUUAGGGCAACUUAAUGUUAUCCUUCCUUAUAAUAGCUUUGCUAUAUUUUCUUCUUCUA
Messenger RNA from Solanum dulcamara, 1142 nucleotides. Its product is annotated as expansin-A8-like. Gene Ontology annotation, biological process: plant-type cell wall organization. Gene Ontology annotation, cellular component: extracellular region. NCBI's taxonomy places the organism in Eukaryota, Viridiplantae, Streptophyta, Magnoliopsida, Solanales, Solanaceae. The record is from RefSeq and is a predicted model, not a curated record. The coding region runs from base 66 to 809 and encodes 247 amino acids. The transcript has 3 exons.